Zymoseptoria tritici IPO323 is the source of this 1377-nucleotide messenger RNA. RefSeq lists its product as uncharacterized. NCBI's taxonomy places the organism in Eukaryota, Fungi, Ascomycota, Dothideomycetes, Mycosphaerellales, Mycosphaerellaceae. The transcript has a single exon. The coding region runs from base 1 to 1377 and encodes 458 amino acids. The record is from RefSeq and is a predicted model, not a curated record.
AUGGCAGGUCGCGAAAAUAUGGCAGCAGGGCAGUACUUGAGCACGCCGGUCCCUACACUUGUCGACGUUCCAUCCGUUCUCAUCGCCACAUUCACGGAAUCAAGCCAGCAAGCAACAGCCAGCACAUCCACACUACACUCAGAACGAACAUACCCCAAAGCUACGACGCUCCCACAAUCGGACAACAUGCGUUUCAACAACAUCAACAACACUGCCAACGACGCCGCAGCCAUGCCCACCUCCGCCGCUCCACAGGGCGAGACAUUCCGCUUUCCGACACCCUUCCAGAUCGACCCCGUCCGCGACAACAACUUUCUCCUGGCCAUGAACUGGGCCGAUCCAGAGCUCCGUGCCGCUGUGAUUCGGUCGUUCGAACGAACUCACCUCGCUCUUGUCAACAACGAACCUCAUCCAGGCGGUGAGAUCUAUGGUCUCAGGCAGGAAAUUGAGGACCUGUUCAGCGGCCAGGCGGACAGAGAUACCGAUAAGGAGAUCGCCAAGAGGGUCGAGAGGGUAGAAGCUGAGCGUCUGGAAAGGGCCGCCGAGGAGGGAGCCCGGCGUGCUGAGGCGGAGGAAGCUCAACCUACCGAAGUGGACGAAGAAGCUUUCGCACUGGCGAACCCGACGUCACCAACCUACGCUCCUCGCUCACCUUCUCCGCUGGAGGAUCCGUGGACGCCCAGAUACGACCCAAUUUCACCAGGAACUCCACUUCAUCCGUACAAUCACCAGCAGUCUCCACCACUCGGUUCUGUGUCCGCCGAACAAGACCUCCCUCGCUCCGUGAGGCGUCGGCGCGAACGAGACUUCGACUCCAUAUCCCCGUUCCUCCUCCCAGCUCGCCUACUGGGUGAAAUCGUCGGCCAGGUUCGUGCUCCGAAAAGGGUACAUGAGACCAGGGUGUUGGGUACUGAGGUGUGGGGAGAUGAUCGGACGUGGUAUCGAGAUGGGACCGUCACGCCUUAUCACCCGCUUUCACCGGAGCCCGUGAUCUUCACGCCAUACCGACCAAUGUCACCGCGUUUCGUUCCUGACUCGCCGAACUACUCUCCCAUGUCACCGGAUCUUCCACCGGAUUCACCGCAGUAUGUGCCGGCCUCACCCAACAACAUGCCGGCUUUGCCUUCGCUCAGGACCAUCCUCAACACUCACUUGACCAAUGGACUGAUCAGGCCCACGGUGGGAAUGGCAAGCUCUUCAAAUGCAAUCGUAACGGCGAGAGAGGUGGAGGCCUCGUAUGAGUUCGUGGGUGAGGAGUAUCGGCCGACGAAGCGGAGGAAGGGAGUGGAUGGGGAGGGAGUAGCGGUCGCAGGCGGGCGGCGGGACGCUGUGGAUAUGACGGGGAAACAUGGGUUGGAGAAUCUGAGAGACUUGUGA